Plasmopara halstedii is the source of this 2535-nucleotide messenger RNA. Its product is annotated as ribosome biogenesis protein bop1-like. Gene Ontology annotation, cellular component: PeBoW complex; preribosome, large subunit precursor. The transcript is spliced from 4 exons. Gene Ontology annotation, molecular function: ribonucleoprotein complex binding; protein binding. Gene Ontology annotation, biological process: maturation of LSU-rRNA from tricistronic rRNA transcript (SSU-rRNA, 5.8S rRNA, LSU-rRNA); ribosome biogenesis. The record is from RefSeq and is a predicted model, not a curated record. NCBI's taxonomy places the organism in Eukaryota, Oomycota, Peronosporomycetes, Peronosporales, Peronosporaceae. The coding region runs from base 1 to 2535 and encodes 844 amino acids.
AUGAAAUGGCCCGUGGGACUUAUGGUGGGACCUAUGAUGGGUCUCAAUUUUCAGCGGGUUUUUAAUUUUUGGUACAAAAGUGGUACAAAUUUGUUUUCGCUGGCUGGCGAGACACUGAGGGCGUCAAUGGCUCGUGGAAAGAAGACGGCAGCACCGCUUAAGGCGUCCAUGCCCAAUACUGCUAACAACAACAAAGGUAACAAGAAGACAGCAGGUAUUGUGAUGAAAAAGCAAAAUAAAUUUCAGAUACAAACGACACCCGUAAAAAUUAUCAAGCCAGAGGAUGAUGAAGACAAAAGUGACGACGACAAUGAGACCAGCGACACAGAGGAAAGCGACGAUGCUGAUGAUGAAGAGGACGAUGGGUUUGAAGAUCAAGGUUCGUCUUCCGAUGAUGACAGUGGCGACGAAGAGGAGGGAGAUGGCGAGAUAUCGGAGCUGGAGAAAAAGACGCGUCGUUUUACUGUGGAUCGCGAAAGGGAGGUGCAAAAAAUGCGUGAGGACGGUUCGCUUUCAGUGGCAUCACGACUUCAUGUAGACGACCUGUCUUCUGAUGACGAAGAAAAUGUAAAUACUAUUGGCAACGUCCCACUUCGGUGGUACGAGGACUACGACCACAUUGGGUACAACAUUGACGGAAAGAAAGUCAUGAAGUCAAACAACGGCGACGGUAUUGACAAUGCGAUCGCUGCAAAGGAUGAUCCAAAUUAUGACCGUACUGUGUACGAUGCUUACAACGAUCGCAAGAUUGUUAUUUCGGAUCGAGACAUGGAAAUCAUUCGUCGGAUGCAAGCUGGUGCGUUCGCUCACCCAGAGUUCGAGGCUUACCCGGAAUACGUCGACAUUUACUCUUCAAACAAGAUCAUUCACUCUAUGGGCAAUGAUCUGGAGCCUAAGAGCCGAUUCUUGCCGUCUAAAUGGGAGCGCAUGAAGGUAAUGAAGAUCGUGAAGGGCAUCAAAGAAGGUCGCAUUAAAGUCGAUCAGAAUCCCGAGAAGAAGCCUGAGGUUUAUCAAAUGUGGUUUGACGAUGACCAGGCGCAGACUCGUAAAGGUCCAGCUCAUGUGCAGGCACCAAAGAUGCCACUUCCAGGACACAUUGAGUCGUACAACCCUCCUGAGGAAUACUUGUUUACGAAAGAAGAGCGUCGAGCUUGGGAAGAGGCCGACCCUGAAGAUCGUGAAACAAACUUCAUGCCGAAAAAGUUUAAAUCACUGCGUGAAGUUUGCGGCUAUGGUGGUUUUGUGCGGGAGCGCUUCGAGCGCUGCCUCGACUUGUACCUGGCGCCUCGUGUCAACAAGCGCAAGCUUAACAUUGACCCUGAGUCCCUUGUGCCCGAGCUUCCAAAGCCUCAAGAUUUGCGUCCUUUUCCCAAUACGUUGGAGCAUAUAUUUAAUGGUCACACUGGCCGUAUCCGCUCGCUAGUUGUGGAUCCAUAUGGACAGUACGUUGCGUCAGGUUCUGAUGACUUUACCGUCCGCAUAUGGGAGUUGGAGACUACGCGUUGCUUGCACGUGUACAACCUUGGUGCGGUUGUGCACAAGCUGGCGUGGAACCCAAACAAAGAUCAUCAAUUGCUGGCUGUCGCAGCUGCCAAGAAAGUUUUUGUAAUUGCGACCGGAACAGGUAGCGCAGACCAAACAGAACUUACUAAUGCUCUUGUGGGCGAUGCCGAUGACAGCAUUCAUAUGUCCAGCGAACAGGAAGAAAAUGUCCAGAUUGUGAAUGAGGAUGAAGCGAAUGUGGAGGCCGACGCACUUAAGAAAAAGGUGCCAAUAACUUGGCGUUUCUACAGCGGCACAAAGGACGAAGACAAAUUAAAGCAGGUAGAACAGCUGUGGUUGGAUCGUCGCGUAGGCACCGGUAUUCGUGUGGUGCUGCACCACACAAGCGACGUCAAGAAUUUGGCAUGGCAUUAUAAGGGCGACUACCUUUCUACCGUUGCUCCCGGCGCUGGUUCUGGAGCGGUAUUGAUUCAUCAACUCUCAAAGCGAAAGACUCAAAACCCGUUUCAAAAGAGCUUGGGACAGGUCCAAUGUGUGUUGUUUCAUCCGUCUAAACCAUUUUUCUUCCACGCUACUCAACGCCAUGUGCGUGUGUACAACCUCGUGAAGCAAUCAAUUGUCAAGAAACUGUCUUCAGGUGUCAAGUGGAUUUCGAGCAUGGCAGUACACCCGAAUGGGGAUCACUUAUUAGUGGGUAGUUACGACCGAAGAUUGUGUUGGUUUGACUUGGAUCUGUCAUCGAGGCCGUUCAAGACGCUCAAAUACCACGAAAAAGCAGUACGUGAUGUGUCAUUCCAUCCCAAGUACCCAUUGAUGGCGUCAGCUUCGGAUGACGGCACCGUUCACAUCUUCCAUGCGAUGGUCUAUUCGGACCUGAUGAAGAACCCACUCAUAGUGCCACUGAAGAUCUUGCGUGGUCAUGAAGUCACCGGCGGCCUCGGUGUCAUGGCAUUAGCCUUCCACCCUAUUUUGCCAUGGGUGGUGACGGGUGGUGCCGACGGAUCUAUUCGUCUCUUUCAAGACAUUCACUAA